This is a messenger RNA of Vanderwaltozyma polyspora DSM 70294, 678 nucleotides long. It is a transcript of the gene SBP1, whose product is annotated as Sbp1p. Gene Ontology annotation, cellular component: cytoplasm; nucleus; ribonucleoprotein complex. Lineage: Eukaryota; Fungi; Ascomycota; Saccharomycetes; Saccharomycetales; Saccharomycetaceae. The transcript has a single exon. The coding region runs from base 1 to 678 and encodes 225 amino acids. The record is from RefSeq and is a predicted model, not a curated record. Gene Ontology annotation, molecular function: mRNA binding.
AUGACAGAGGAUAUAAUUGAAAAUUCAAAACCAAGAACCACAUCAAUUUUUGUAGGAAAUCUUGGAUUGAAUGUUGAUGAAAAUGAUUUAAGAGAAUUAUUCCAGGAAUUUGAAAUUGAAUCUAUUACUAUAUCAAAAUCAAAAAAUCAAAUGAUAUUAAAUUUAUACUCAAUUAUUACAAUCAAUGGUACUGUUGAUAUUAAAGAAGCUAAAUCAAAAUACGAUAAUUAUAAAUUGAAGGAUACAAAUAUAAGAGUUCACCCAGUAAGAAGGCCACAGCUUAAAAGAAAAUCGAGUGCUAGGUCAUCAAAUUCAUUUAAUAGCCAAAGAUCGAUGUUGUCUAGAUCUUCAUCCAAAAAUUUACAGAAGGAGAAAUCUAAAGAUACUGUAUAUGUAAAUAAUGUCUCAUAUGAAACUACAAAGGAGGAAAUUGCUGAUUUUUUUGGAACGAAUAUUGAUAUGGUUGUUUUACCAAUGCGAAAGAUUAAAAAUCACAAGACAAAUAAAAUACAUUUCUCAAGGAAAUUUAAUAAAGGUAUUGCGUUUGUCACAUUUCCUGAACUAGAUAAAGAUAUAACCGAAAUCGUUGAUAAAUUUCAAGGUAAAAAAUUAAAUGAUAGAAUACUAGCUACUGAUAUAGCAUUGCUCAGAGAGCCCAAUAAUAGAACACAAAUUUAG